CAAGCCCACCUGUCAUACGCCUUCGCGCAGGAACCGCGACGAGAUCUACGUCCCCAACACUGAUUGUUAGAAAGCUGCUGUCAUGGCUCAAGAGCAGGAACGCGAGCUUCGGACGCAGUUGAAGAACGCUGAACGGCUAUCAGGGAACUCAACCGCACGCAAAGAAGCACUCACGCAGUUGAUCCAGCUCGUACACUCCUCGCAUGUGAACAUCAAGAGCCUCGUCGCCGAGAACAUACCGAAGUACAUCAAGUACUUCCCAGACUUAGAGGACGACGCAAUCAACGCGGUUUAUGACUUGUGCGAGGACCCAGAUCAGCAGAUACGGCUGAAGGGGUACCAGGCCAUUCUCGCGGUCUCGCAAGAAGACAGGAAGUGGGUACGAAGAAACGCGGACGUCCUGGUCCAGCUGCUGCAGAGUGAUGAUGCCCAAGAGGUCAAGUUCGUGGGCAGGAAGCUGGCGGAGCACCUCGACAUCGACCCACGCGCGACGUUCGGCGUGUUCCUCGACCAAAUCGUGCCUCCGGACGAGUCCAGGGAGCCGGACGAACAGGUCAUCCGGGACAACCUGAGAAGGCUCGUGAUUGCGUAUAUGCGCGACGAGGUCAAGCGGGGGUCGAUCGUCCGGCAUUGCCAGCAGAAUGGAGAUGUGGACAACGCGGUGGUGAAUGGGAUGCUGCGGGCUGUCGCAAAACUUGACGUGAAGGAGGCGGAUAUCAUCGUGAAGGACAUCCUUCUGGUUCUGCCUUCAUACAGGACAAACCCCGCUCGUGGAGUGGAGCUCCUCCAGACGCUAUGCGAUCGCGCUCGAGCUGCGCUCAAAGAGGAUCUGCAGGAGAGCCGACAAGGCGCCAAGCGGCUCGACGCAACAUCUGCGUGGCUCGCCCUUGCUACACAUGUCGUCACUGAGAAAAAAAUUGGCACCCCGAUACCCUUGUUAGGGUUCUACCUGACGUCAAUCCUGCGAGGCGACGUUCUGUUGUCGCUGGCUCCAGAGGAGCAGGUCGCGAUCUUGUCGGGCUUUGCCUCGCUGCUCUCUGCAUGUAGUGAGAUUGUGCAACAAGGGCCAUCUACGAGGUUCGCGGAAGUGGAGCUGCCUGGUAUACAGCGACAGACGGUCGGAGCAGGUCCCGUCGUUCUCGAGGCGUUCGCGAGCACCGGAAUGAAGGAUAUUCGGUGCUGGACUGCAUCAAAAACGUUUCUAGACCUCUUCAAAGAACGAAAGGAGAAGAUCACCACUCCCCAAUUCAUUGAAUGCCUCAAGAAACUACAGACGGUUACGAACAGAUCUAGCCUAGAUACAGUAGAUGCGACUCUCGCAAACGAGGUCAAGGAACUCAUCAAGACGCUCUUGCCGCACGAACCGCCGCCAGAGCAGCGCACUCGGCGCAUGCAAGUCUCCCAGAAGGCGGCGCGCGCCAACGGGGCCAAGGAAGGGCCCGCAGGCGGGAAGGCGAACGGGAAGUCAACGCCCGAACCUGGUCAGCUCGCCGUAGACAAGAUCCAGAACGCGCUGCGGACCACCGCCGGCGCCGGUGCGAAGCGGAAGCGCGAGGACGGGCAGGCGACGGCGUCGCUGGUGGAUCGGAUACAGCCCAGCUCGGGGAGGGCGACCCCUAUCGCCGAACGGGUGCUCGGCGCCGCCACCCCGUCGACGAACGGCGGGGGACAGCGUAGCCGGGGCAAGGACGGCCCGGCGUCGCUUCUUGAACGACUGUCUACGUCCGGUCCCACACCGUCUCGGACGAAGAACGAGCCCUCGAGGCCGGCAUUCGCGACGCAGCUUCCGGCGCGGCAGGCGGCGCAACGAGCGAGCGAGGACGCGCCGCUGUCGAUCAAAGGCGCUGCGAAGCGCGAGAGUCAGCCUCAGAGACCAACGUCGGGCCCAGGUGGAGGGUUGGCUCAACGUCUCGCGGGAUCGUUGGCGGACCGGGUGGGUGGUGCGUUGUCGGAGUCUGGCGCUGCGCAUAAGCGGAGGAGGAAGUGACACUCCCGUCGCCGGCUGUGCCGGUGUUCCUCGUCCUUGGGAUGAUCGUGCUUCUACGUUACCCUCUCCUCUUUCAUCAGCAUGCUGCAUAUAUUCGCUUGAUUGGGAUGGGUGCGCUCCACGGCUGUAAAAUUCGCGUCGGUGAUACCUUGAGCGUAGCAACAGUGCAGCUUGACGGCAGGUAGGUAGGUAGGCAGGUUACCCACGCUGCGUGUGCAGUCCAAGUCGCUUCAAGCCGUGACCGGUGUUUCAUCUCAAACUUCAUCUGGCGCCGGAGCUGUCGCAAGCAUACUAUGGAAAAUCCGCACAACGAGCGUCAGGCUGUGUUGCUCGAAAGAAUCGUGAAGAACAGUGUACUUACUAUAUUCAAAUAUCGGUCUGGAGAAGGCUCACGUUCGUACGGCAGAACAAGGCCAC
This is a messenger RNA of Punctularia strigosozonata HHB-11173 SS5, 2404 nucleotides long. RefSeq lists its product as uncharacterized. Gene Ontology annotation, molecular function: RNA binding. The record is from RefSeq and is a predicted model, not a curated record. Gene Ontology annotation, cellular component: nucleus. Bases 83 to 1987 code for a protein of 634 amino acids. Gene Ontology annotation, biological process: negative regulation of apoptotic process. The transcript is spliced from 8 exons. Lineage: Eukaryota; Fungi; Basidiomycota; Agaricomycetes; Corticiales; Punctulariaceae.